Messenger RNA from Aquila chrysaetos chrysaetos, 7105 nucleotides. RefSeq names its product CGG triplet repeat binding protein 1 (gene CGGBP1). The record is from RefSeq and is a predicted model, not a curated record. Bases 1267 to 1770 code for a protein of 167 amino acids. Gene Ontology annotation, biological process: regulation of transcription by RNA polymerase II. Gene Ontology annotation, molecular function: double-stranded DNA binding. NCBI's taxonomy places the organism in Eukaryota, Metazoa, Chordata, Aves, Accipitriformes, Accipitridae. The transcript has 2 exons. Gene Ontology annotation, cellular component: nucleus.
CGCCGCCGCCGCGGCCCGGGCCGGGCCCUCAUCCCCCCCACCACCCCCCCCGCUCCGUGGCGGGGAGGGAGGCGGAGCGCGGACCCCGCCGCUCCUGAGAGGCCCUCACGGGUUACAUGGCGCCGUCGAUCGGGUGACCAGACCCCGGGGAAUGAACGCCUCGAGUCCUGGCUGCCGGUCACGGCGCGGGGGGGGAACGGCGAAACCGGUUUGGGGGCUGGAAAUCCGGAGGCGUUUUUCCUCCUCGCCUGAAACAGCCCUCGGGCUCGCCGAGGGGCGCGGCGGACGCGCCGCCGUCCCCUCUCCGGUGACACCGUUCUUAGCCGAGGCGUGCUCACCGCCCGGCCCCCGGCCCCAGGGCUCCCGCCGCUGCGGAAAAGCUUCCCUCCUCGCAAAGCCGACGAGGGGGGCGGCGGGUCGGGUGUCUGUCCCGGGGGCUCCUCUGCACCGACGCCGGCCCCCCCGCUUGGGAACCCAGCCGUAGUUCAGGCAUCAGUAGGCAGCGAAGAAUCCGCGUCAAAACUUGAGGCAAAAAAAACCCAAAACAAAACAGAAAAACAACCCACCAAAAAUCCUGCGUUUCUGUACUUGUACUGUUCACGGAAUUCCUGGGGAUUUUGACAUAGCAUAAGUGCAAACACCUGGUUUGGUGGAGGAUGUGUUUUGAGGCUUCGGAAGCCUGAGCGACAAGGUUAUGUUAGGUUAAGGCUUGGUUUCCGCUCGAUUUCAGGAAACAGUUGCUUAGGAAACUCACGGGGAUAAAUUGCAUAAAGCAACAAAAAGAAUGAAGAAAGUUCCAUCCAUGCUGAAAAAGCAUUGUUUAUCUUAGUCUGCAGGGUUGCGCAGUAUCAGUCAAGACUUAACAGUUCUGGAAAGCAGCAGAUAGUGCAAAAAAUUAACUAGGAAAGUAGCUAAUAGCAAGAUCUCUGCCUCCUUUUUUCCAAAAGGUUGUCGUCUCUCAGUGGAGAAAUGGUUUAAGAAAAAAAGACAAUAUUGAAGACUGAAUUCUCUGUUCCUUUAUUUCCAGAGCAAGCGAAAGGCAUUGUGGACAGCAGAAACUCCAUUCAGUCCUUAGAGCUGGACAAGCUCAACUUACAGUUAGUUUGGAAGUUCUGGUCUCUUAAUGGCAGAUCUUUUAAAAUGUUGCAACAGCAAAAUCUGUGUGUGUAACGAAGUAAGUACAGAGGAGAAUACGUCUAGAGAUAUUCCGAUCUCUCCGUCUGCCUUGUAAGCACAGCUCUCAGGUAAAGUUUGUUGAAGGCAGCAAUGGAACGAUUUGGAGUGAAGUCCGCUCCAUCACGUAACCGCUCGAAGACUGCUUUGUAUGUAACUCCUCAGGAUCGUGUAACUGAGUUUGGCAGUGAGCUGCACGAAGAUGGAGGAAAACUCUUCUGUACUUCCUGCAAUGUGGUUCUGAAUCACGUUCGCAAGUCUGCGAUCAAUGACCACCUCAAGUCUAAAACACACACAAAGCGAAAGGCAGAGUUUGAAGAACAGAAUGUCAGGAAGAAGCAAAGGACUCUGACUGCCUCCCUUCAGUGCAACAGUACUGCCCAGACAGAGAAAACCAGUGUCAUCCAGGACUUUGUGAAAAUGUGCCUGGAAGCUAAUAUUCCACUUGAGAAGGCUGAUCAUCCAUCUGUGCGAGCCUUCCUGUCCCGCUACGUCAAGAACGGCAGUUCGAUACCUAAGUCAGACCAGCUAAGGAAAGCAUACCUGCCUGACGGGUAUGACAAUGAGAACCAACUCAUCAAUACUGAAGACCGUUGAGAAGAAAACUGUUUUCAUCAUCGUUGUGAAGUUUUACAUAUUGAUGGUGUGGUUUAUUUUUAUAUUCAUGCAUAUAUACAGUGUUACAUAUUGGUUUUACAAGCUAUUUUGUAUUAUUGUAGAAAUGACAAUCUAUUUGUGAACUUAGUGGUAUGCCGCAGACUGUUGCUAACCCUGCUGUAGACUUCAGAGCUACAUUGACGUAGAACUCACGAUGAAUGUAGGGAACAUACCUGGCAUACACCUUAUCUGUGUUCAGUCCAGCUGUAACUGGCACUAAGAAAAAGGCACUUGGAUGGAGCACCUCACUUACCUAAACUGUGCAUCUAAAUAUACGAGGAAGAUGAUGCGAUAGGGAUUGUUAAUCAUGUCAGUGGAUUGCUUUGUCCAGUAUCCUGUCCAUGAGUGACCAAGAAGAAGUGCUGCACGUUUGAAAUGCAAGAAGCUGUAGAAUGGUUAGUUAAAAUAUAACUGCUCUGUUGGGGGAGGAUUAUUGCAAAUUCCUAUUCAAGUUCGGUUUACGUUCAAAAACAGGAAACAUUUUUCUUCUAGAAUACUCUCUUACCCUAUUUGGUGCAACUGUGGAUGUAUUCAUUAUCUAGCUUAAAUAGCCAGUCUCUUGUAUUGACCUCUGAACUCCACUAUUCUCAUAAAGCUAAGAGUUCUGCAGGUUUACCGUGCCCGCUUUCUUAAAAUCACUGUUUCAUCGUCUCGGUUUAACGUGUCCCCUUCAGUUUCAGUGCCAAUCUUUGAAAGUUGAGUAGACAAACCAGUAACUGAGUGUGGUUUGCAGUGCAGCUGCUGGCAAGUGAAACUUAUACUGGACCAAGAUCUUAGUAGAGAUGAUUAAUGCCUUUCUCUUACUAGCAGGACAAAGGAUGCUAAAUCUGAGUUGGGGGUGGGGGAGGCACUAAACUGUGGAGUUGAGAAAGCUUUUUUACAGUGCACAGGAGAAGAGGCUCCUCCAUCUUUCCCUGAAGGUCCUCUACAUCUCUGGCCUUGUCCUCAGCCUUUUAGUCAAAGGAGGUAAAGUGAUUAAAACAGUUUUCAAAAUAGUUACUGCAGUGGCUGUUUAAUACCUGUAAGCGCAAAUAGGAAAGCGUGUAUACUUUGAAGCUCUACUGGAAUUACAGACCUGGGCUGUAUUUCUUACUCUGUGCCAAGGCCACAUCUAUUGGACUGGCACAGUAAAACGGGAAAUUGAAGAAUUUCAAUAAUGUUACCCUCUCCCAAAUCUAGUAAACUAUUACUGAGCUAUUCCAAAUUACUAUGCCAAAUAGUCCGCUCGGUGUAAGUGCUGUAUAAAGUUUUUGAAUGCAAUGAGGGAGCACUGUGCAAAGUGUUGGAAUACGACCAACUCCUGCCUGCUCUAGAUUUCCUUGAGAUGCUCUGGGUUCAGGGAUGUGCUAAGCAUCUUCUAGCAGCACAGAAAUCCUCUGCUCAGUGGGUACAAUGGUGUAAGCAUGCUUUAACUCCCUCAGGUGGAGCCAGUUGUUCUGUCCAGCUUCCUUUCCCCCAUAGAGUUUCACAGUAUCUGUUUCUCAGUAUUUCUUUUAUUCCAGAUAUUUACAGCAAUACUUAGUAAUUGCUAAAAAGAGACAAAAUAACCUGCUUAUUUAGUUUCUGUAGCUAUUUCCCUAGCUAUUUCUAGAGCAGUCUCUUUUGCUGGAUUGAGAGAGACUUACAUACCUAGUAACAACUGGUUUUUGUGCAAUUAGCUUCUACAGAAAUGCACUUGUGUUACAUUAUAACCAUGUCUUGAAGCCUUCUGCUAUGAGACCUGUUUGAGUAAAUGGACAGAACUAAAAAGCAGAAGGCUGCCUAUCCAUGUGUACCAGUACACGGGUACUCAGUACACUGCUGCACCUUCGGUCCCUGUUGAAGCUAGCGGGACUCCAUGCAGUCAUAGCAAUCCUGUCAAUGAUACUGGUUGCUGGUUUAGAACUUCAGACAGAAAUAACAGUAGUAAUUUUUUACUCUAUUCUUAGAUAUCAAAAUAUGCCUUCCAAAAUAUCAUUUGCUAUUGCACAAGCUUGGGUUUAGCUUAACAUCAUGAACUGCCUUGGGCUAGAACUGUUUUAAAAAUCUUCUUAAGCCAAGUGAAAGGUACACUGCCAAUAGCCUUUUCUGUCCUGACAGUAAUUGAAAAUGUUCUUUUACAGCUGCUGCUUCAUUACAGUGAAACAACAUCCUUGCUUUAAUUUUUUUUUUUUUACCUUAUGAAUGCUAUCUUAGAAUUGAAGCAAAUAGAAAACAAUGGAGUAUUGAGAAAACAGGCUUCCAUUAAAUGAAGGCAUCUAGGGAAGACUGUAUGAUUAAAAGGUAUGAAUUUGGGCUAGUUAGCUCAGUUCCUGCUAACAUGGAAUUUCACAGGCUGCACCCCAUAACCAUUUUAUAUAGGAUUCAAUGCUGUAUGUUUUUCCCUUGACUGGCAAACUGACAGACAUUUUGAAAAGCUUAAUGGUAACAUUAAAUAGGCCCUUGCACAAAUGAAAAAAAAAAAUCAAGUUACUUUCACUUGUACAGUUUUACAUAAAAAUAAAAGUUAGCAACAUCAACAGCUUUUGUUUAAGAAGAAAACGAGUCAUUUUCAGUAAGGCAAAGCAAUAUUAGAACACUUAGUUUCUCAAAAGCUUACUCUACUUAUAAAGCAGUCUGUGUACUAUUUUCAGUAAUUAUUCUAGUACCAAUUUAUUUUUUAUGCAGAAUUACUGCACAGGGUAUGAGCCUGGUGAGGAACUUUUUCAGCGUAGCCAUAGGCUACCAACUCAUAACAAUUUGGAAGCAAAAAUUGGUUAUCAGGAUUUUGAAUGGAACUGACUUAAUUCCAAUGCACAGCAAUCUGUAGGACACUGGUGUCUUAAUAAUAGGAUGUUUUUGUUAAAAAAAAAAAAAAACAAAACAAAAACAAACAAACCCCAAACACCACACAACAGUUUUCAAGCUUUAUGAAAAUCAAGAUACUGAUCUAUUGCAACAAACAUUCAAAAUGGAGUAAAACAAUGAAAAAUAAAGCACUUCCAGGUAAUCUAGAAAGAACAAUGACUAAGUAAGUUUAUAUUCAUGGACAUAACCUGGAUCAUCAACAAGACAGUUACACUUAUUUGCUUUAAAAGUAAAAACAGUUCCAGUCAGUCUUGGAACAGUCUUCUGCAAACACUCAAGUUCAGAGCAUAAUUUUGCCAGUGUGGCUAUAGUUGGAUAAAACAUAACCUUGGUUUAAUUGCUAUUGAUCUUAGGGAAGAUUUACAGCAGAAGUUUUCUGGUAUAUCUAAACCUAAGUAAUAACUAAUUCCUAGAACAGAGGCUGUGGUUAAGUUGUUUAACAGUCUCCAUGGGGUUUUCCUUUUUCCUGCAAGAACACUGCAUUAUUUUUCCAUGUAUUUCCUGUAAAGAGUACUCUCAGAAUUAAAGGGAGGGUGGUAGCAACGUCUGCUUUUCAUUUUACAUACAUAUAUAGGGACAAGCUAUAAGGGAUACUUUUUGCCAGGUGGUUUUUUUAAUAUAUUUGAAGCUCUAAUAUUAAAAAAAAAAAAAAAAAAAAGAAGUAUUUUCUUCUCUGACCAUGUACUUAUAUUAGUUUAGCCAACUCACAGCUAAAAUUACUCCAAAGUGCUUUUCUUGGAACAACACUUUCAAAGAAUAAAAUACAAACAGGAACAUUCUCUGUUUUGUGACUACUUACAUGUAUGCACCAUGUUAGUUUCAGCUUGCAUGCUCUUGAAAAAAUGUAAGUAAGUUCUAAUAUUUUUAAGCAUUUUGAAGCCUGUAAUUUGGCAGAUCCUUAGAGGAGGUGAAACAUUCGACGUAAUGAAAGGGAAAGCUGUUUUUCAAUUGAGAGAGAAACUUGGUUCUGCAAAGUAUGGGAUAUUCUCAUGAUAGAAGGAUUAUUUUUAGCCAGAGCCCCUUUUAGCAAUUUUAGCAAUUCUGUUGAACUGAACAGUGAAAUGCUCCCUGCUAGGUUUUGCAGCAUAAUGAGCUGGUUUUCAGAAGGGGGGUGGGGGUGACGGGGGGGCGGGGGGGUAGGGUGGAGGAAAAAAAAAAAAAGAAAAAAAAGAGAGCUGGAAGUUUGGCAAGGAUAAUCUCUAUUUAUAUUUGCAUAUAAAGAGAGGCGAGUCUCACUGUUGUUGUGUUCACAUUGUACUCACUGCUAACUCCGUGUAAUUUGAGUGCUUGUUGUCUUUGUACAAUUUUAAGGUUGUGUCUAACUUUCAAAAUAAAUUUUUUUUAAAAAAAGCUUCUCACCGUACUAAUGCUAUUAGAGUUUAGUCUCUUUUGGGCUAGUGAAGAUGCUUUAUUUUUCGCUUGGUGGUAGGGAUGUUUUGCUGAUGGUAAGUGGCCACAGAAGUGGUUUUAUUUAAGCAAGUGAGGAACUUAUGAUUAGAUACUAGGGUGAGGCUGAAAAUACCUGGGUCCUGCAGUGCCACAAGACUUCCUGUUAGAACAGCAAGGCCAGAGUAAGUGAUUUAAGUUUUUAUAUUAAAAUAUUAUUGGAAGAGAAAUACUUUACUUUGUAAAGUUUUCACUUGGUAAUGGAAAAAUGGUCCUUUUUAAAAAAAUAAAGGAAUUCCUUUUUUAUAGAAUUUAUGCACGAUCUCUUAUUUUGCCAAGAAAGCGGGUAAAGAACAUGUGGUAGUUCACAUACAAUGGUAAUGUAAGGUAGUAGAAAUGGAUGGUGACAGGAAAAAUUAAAGACUCUACAUUCUGUUGUUGUAGCUUAAGGUAACAUCAAACUAUAUGUUGAAGCAGUUUGUUGAUUUAUCUGUACAAUCACUGAAGUCUAUUUCAGGACUGGUUAUACAGAACCCCUGUAUCCUGUCAACUGUGUGACUUUUCGUUGUGACAGAAAUUCCCCAAUUAUGUCUUCUGUUGCAAGUGGACACCGAGUGAAAUAAUUAUCAUGCAUUUUGACACUGCAGUAAACAAUUUGUUGGUAUAGGAUCUUGCAGCUGCCUAAGAUUUCAGGUCUUUUCAGGAAGGGCUUCUGCAAUGUAGAAGAAUCAGGUCUUUCCAAACUAUCUGCAAAAAGGUCACAGUUUGAUCUCUGUCUCCCUUAGGGACGUCAUGAAAAUUGAGCAAAUAAUAUCAGCCCAUCAGAAUUAUCAAGUGUAGGUUUGAUUGUUUACACAUUCCUUUUCCUGAAGUCUCAUCUGACUUGACAUCUCAUGAUGGAUCAGUGAUAAAUUUGUGCAACUUCUUGACUCAUGAAUUUAUUAAUCAUUACUUUCUCAUUUUCAGUCAUUUUCAGGUCACUGCACGUUAAGAUCAAGUUGCUUUUUGUUGCCCUUAUAUCAAAUGGAAAAGCAGAAUAGAAAUAAACAUACACUUUCGUAAA